UAAUUAGAGAGUUAAUGAAAUCCGAAGUACAUCACCGGUUACUGCCUUGCACAUUCCAAGAACCUGAACACGUUCCAACUUAGAACAGCCUGGGUUUAUAAAAACAAAAGUGGGUCACAGCAUUAACAUUCAGUGGGAGUGCAGUGGGAGUCUGAUUCCAACUCUGGCAUUGCUGGGGCUUGUGAUUGAUUUUUUUUCUUUUACUUUGCAAAAGUUUCUGAUGGGCGGAGCAUCUAGUAAUCCCUUUCAUUCCCAAACUGUGUUUCAGCUUUCUUUUGGAGCAAGUGCUUUCCUGCUCUAAUCACAACUUUUAGCUGAAGAGCAGCUGACACAGAGUGAGUGAGCAGUGUGGGCUAUUAAAUGUGCCCCUAAAGGAUCCUCAAAAUGAGAUUUUCAGCACAGGUUGUUUGGCUUAUGUGGUGGACUGUUUGUGUUGCAGAAGAUUGUGAAGGACCGCCUCCAGGAAAACAAAAUGAAAUUUUGGUAGGUGUCUGGCCUGAACAAAAAUAUCCAGAGGGAACUCAGGCUACAUAUAAAUGCCGACCUGGAUAUAGAACUCUUGGAGCUAUUAUAAUGGAAUGCAAGAAUGGAGAAUGGGUGGCUCUUAAUCCAUUGAGGAUAUGUCAGAAAAGGCCCUGUGGACAUCCUGGAGAUACUCCUUUUGGUUCCUUUCAUCUUGCAAGAGGAAAUGAAUUUGAAUAUGGAGCAAAGGUUGUUUACACAUGUAAUGAGGGGUAUCAGAUGCUAGGUAUGAUUAAUUUCCGUGAGUGUGAAUCUGAUGGAUGGACCAAUGAUAUUCCUAUAUGUGAAGUUGUUAAGUGUUUACCAGUGACACAUCCAGAGAAUGGGAGAUUGACCAGUAGCGCAUUGGAACUAGACAAGGAAUAUACUUUUGGACAAGUAGUACGGUUUGUGUGCAAUUCAGGCUUCAUGCUUGUUGGGCCUGCAGAAAUACGUUGCUCAACAAAUGGUGUUUGGAGUGGAGAAAGCCCAAAAUGUGUGGAAAUUUCCUGCCAAAAGCCAGAAAUCGCAAAUGGAAAUGCUGCAUCUCUGAAGAAAACUUACAAGGAAAACGAACGAUUUCAAUAUACAUGUCACCAGGGUUAUGAAUACAGUAUUAAAGGAGAUGCUAUAUGCACUGCAUCGGGAUGGACUCCAACCCCUUCAUGUAAAGAAAUCAUAUGUGCUUCUCCUCACAUUCAAAAUGGUAACUAUGCACCAGAAAGCAUCAGAUACAGAAGUGGAGAUGAAAUCACAUACAAUUGUAAAACUGGCUUUGAUCGUUCAACCCAAGGAAAUACGGCAACAUGUACGAGUAGAGGCUGGGUACCUCAGCCAGGAUGUACUAGGAAUCGUUGUGAUUUUCCACAAAUAAAACAUGGUAGUCUGUACUAUGAAAUUAUCUAUAGACGAGACUUUCCAGUACGUGUAGGAAAAAAAUAUUGGUAUUCCUGUGAGACCAAUUUUGUGACUGCUUCACAAGAGCCCUGGGAAUAUAUUCAUUGCACAAAAGAAGGAUGGUCACCAGAAGUACCAUGCCGCAGACAAUGCAUUUUUAAUCAUUUGAAAAAUGGAGAUAACCCAAAACAAGGAGUAAAAUACGUACAAGGUGAAUCUGUAAGAGUUAACUGCCAUGCUGGCUACAGUCUUCAAAACGAGCAGACCGUGAUGACCUGUACAGAGGGUGGCUGGUUCCCUCCUCCCGAGUGCAUUCUUCUCAAAACAUGUUCAAAAUCAGAGAUAACAAUUGAAAAUGGAUUUUUUUCUCAAUAUGAACUUACAUAUUCCUUAAAUAAAGAAACACAGUAUCAAUGUAAACCAGGAUAUGUAACACCAGAUGGUAAAACUUCAGGAUCGGUUACAUGUCUGAAAAGUGGAUGGUCACCUCAACCCACAUGUAUUAAAUCUUGUGACAUGCCAGCAUUUGAGAAUGCCAAAGCCAAAAGCAAUGUCACGUGGUUUAAACUCAAUGACAAGUUGGACUAUGAAUGCCACGAUGGAUACGAAAGCCAAGAUGGGCGCGCAGGUUCAAUAGUGUGUGGGAACGAUGGUUGGUCUCAUAAACCAAUAUGUUAUGAAAAAGAAUGCAAGAUUCCUGAAAUAGAAAAUAACUUAAAUACUCAGCCCAAAAAAGAAAAUUAUAAAGUCGGAGAUGUGUUGAAAUUCUUCUGCAGACAAAGACUUAAAAGAGUUGGACCAGAUUCAGUUCAGUGUUACGACUUUGGGUGGUCCCCUAAUCUUCCAACAUGUAAAGAGCAAACAAAACAGUGUUCUCCACCUCCUCAGCUCCUUAACGGGAAAGUUAAAGAAACACAGAAAGAAAACUAUGAACACAACGAUUUGGUGGAAUAUGUGUGCAAUCCUAGAUUUCUGAUGAAGGGUUUUAAUAAAAUUCAGUGUGUUGAUGGACAGUGGACAGACUUGCCUAUUUGUAUUGAGGUGGAGACUACAUGUGGAGAUAUACCAGAACUUAAUUACGGCUACGCCGUUCAGACUUCUAACCCUCCCUAUCACCAUGGAGAUUCAGUGGAGUUCAAUUGCAGAGAAGGAUUCACAAUGAUUGGACAGAAAUCAAUUACAUGUAUAAGAGGAUUAUGGACCCAACUUCCUCAGUGCAUUGCAACAGAUGAACUUCAGAAGUGUAAACACAGCUUAACUAUACGUGAGGCGAAUCCAUUAUACAAGACCGAAUUUGAUCAUAAUGAGAACAUAACUUACAAAUGUAGAGGAAAAUUAAAACAGAAACACUCAACGUGCAUAAAUGGAAGAUGGGAUCCUGAACUAACCUGCACAGAAGUACAAAUGCAGUCAUGCCCACCUCCACCUCAGAUUCCCAAUGCUCACAAUAUGGCAACGACGGUAAAUUAUCAGGAUGGAGAAAAAGUAUCUGUUGUCUGUCAAGACAAUUAUAUGAUUCAGGAUGCAGAGGAAAUCGUGUGCAAGGAUGGAAGAUGGCAGUCAAUACCACACUGCGUUGAAAAGAGCCCAUGUCCUCAACCACCUCAGAUAGAACAUGGAACCAUUAAAUCAUCUCAAUUUUCAGAAGAGAUGGACGAACCAUUGAAACCUGAGGUUUAUGUACAUGGCACCAAAUUAAAUUACACUUGCGAGGAUGGUUUCAGGAUAUCUGGAAAAGAUGAGAUAACGUGCCACCUAGGAAAAUGGAGUUCUCCACCUCGGUGUGUAGGACUUUCUUGUGCGCCACCACACUUGAUUCCACAUGGUAUUCUAUCUCACAUAUCAGACAGUUACCAAUAUGGAGAAGAAGUAACGUACAAAUGCACCGAAGGUUUUGAGAUUAAUGGCCCUGCAUUCAUAAGAUGUAUAGGAGGAAAAUGGUCCCAUCCACCAGAGUGCAAAAACACGGAUUGUUUUAGCUUACCCGACUUCGGUAAUGCCACACCCGUAGGCCAGAAGAAGACGUUAUAUAGGUCAGGGGAAAAAGUGACUUAUAAAUGUCCAAAUAAUUACCUUUUGGAUGGACCAAAUACUAUCCAGUGUAUUAACAGCCAAUGGAUAGGAAAGCCAAUAUGCAGAGAUCCUAAUGAAAACUGUGGGCCCCCUCCGCCUCUUGACAAUGGAGACAUGACCACAUUCCCAAAAUCAGAAUAUGCUCCAGGAUCAUCAGUUGAGUACCGGUGCCAGUCCUUGUAUGUGCUUGAGGGAAACAAGGUCAUCACAUGCAGAUAUGGACAGUGGUCAAAACCACCAAAGUGCUUAGAUGUAUGUAUAAUAUCAGAAGACUCCAUGGAAAGACAUAACAUACAAUUACGAUGGUCUUCUGUGAAAAAACUGUAUUCCCCAACAGGGGAUACUGUUGAAUUUGAAUGUAAACCUGGAUAUCGUAGACAGACAUCACAACAAACAUUCCGAGCAACCUGUUGGGAGGGGAAGCUGACCUAUCCUGUUUGUGUAAAAAGCUAUGGUUAAGAUGCAGUCCUAAAACUAAAAUAUGUACAAUAUUGAGAAGUUUUCAUUGUCAAUCCAACUCAGUUUAUUUUGUCAAGUGUUAUUUAGCUCAUUUACUUUCAUAAAUCAGAAUUUGUGUUAAAUAUUA
Messenger RNA from Leopardus geoffroyi (Geoffroy's cat), 4057 nucleotides. Its product is annotated as complement factor H-like. The record is from RefSeq and is a predicted model, not a curated record. NCBI's taxonomy places the organism in Eukaryota, Metazoa, Chordata, Mammalia, Carnivora, Felidae. The transcript is spliced from 21 exons. Bases 385 to 3930 code for a protein of 1181 amino acids.